AUGUCACUGUGUCUCAUUUUUGCCCAGGCUGUCUCUGCCAAAUUGCGAACUUUUAAUUGGAAUAUCGGAUGGGUAUCAGCCUCUCCUGAUGGAUUGGCACGACCUUUCGUCGGAAUCAACGGACAAUGGCCCUGCCCACCUAUUAAUGUUAACCUUGGGGACAUUAUAAAGAUUAAUGCUUAUAAUGGUCUGGGAAAUGAGAGCACGGCCAUACAUUUUCAUGGAAUUUUCCAGAAUGGUACGAACUUCAUGGAUGGGCCAGCGAUGGUCACACAAUGCCCGAUUGCUCCAGGAGAAAAAUUUGUAUACGAGUUUAAAGUGACCCAAACUGGAACUUAUUGGUAUCACGCCCACAUUGGCGGGCAGUAUGUUGACGGAUUUCGAGGGCCCAUUGUUGUUCAUGACCCGGCACCACCGUUCAAGUACGACCAAGAAAUCGUCAUGACUCUCUCAGAUUUGUACCAUGAUGAGGCACCAAACUUGGUCCACUACUAUCAAUCACCGGAGAACUCAGGCUCGGAACCAGUACCAGAUUCCAAUUUAAUCAACGAAGCGCAGAAUGUCCGUUUCCCUAUCGUGGCGGGCAAGACCUACUUGUUUCGGAUUAUUAACAUGGGAGCAUUCGCAAGUCAAUGGCUCCAGUUUGGCCAGCACACUAUGACUAUUGUCGAGGUCGAUGGAGUUUACACUCAGCCAUACGAUGUUCCUAUGUUGUUCAUGGCAACAGCGCAACGAUACAGUGUUCUUGUCAAGGCAAAGCCAACUGCUGUCCAAAACUUCGCGAUCGUGGCUACCAUGGCGAUGGACAUGUUCGAUCCCAGCAAGAUUUCGCCAAAAAUGCUGCCAUCGGUUACCUCUUGGCUUGUUUACAAUUCUGCGGCCCCACUUCCAAACCCCUUCGAGAUCACGCCCCAGCCCUUCGAUGAUACACAACUAGUGCCAUACGAUGCACAACCUCUCCUCAACUCGCCUACGAUACAGACAACAAGAGCUAACGUGCCUCAGGUCCCAACGCUGUACACGGUUCUCAGCGCACCCCUGACUAACCUAUACAACCCCGCCAUCUAUGGUCAGGUAAACCCAACCAUUCUUCCCCUCGGCACCGUUGUCGAGAUGCAAAUCGACAACCACGACGUGGGAAACCACCCUUUUCAUCUCCACGGCCAUAACUUCCAAGUCGUCAACCGGUUUGGAGGAGCACCAAGCAUCCCUGAUAUGCCCAACCCGUGGCCGGUGACGCCAAUGCGCCGAGACGUUAUCAUUAUUCCAGGCGGUGGCUCGGUGACAAUUCGCUUCGUGGCAGACAAUCCAGGUGUCAGCCUGUUUCAUUGCCACAUUGAGUGGCACGUCGAGGCUGGAUUGACGGCUACUAUCAUCGAAGCUCCCGAUGUCCUUCAGAAGUCCAAGCCGUACAUCCCUACCAGUCACAAGACAGCCUGCAAGCUACAGAAGAUCUCGAUGAAAGGAAAUGCUGCUGGAAAUUACAAGAAUUGGCUGGACUUGACAGGAGCCAAUACCUCGCCGCCAUUGGACAGCUGGGGGUAA
Molecule: messenger RNA, 1545 nt
Organism: Hyaloscypha bicolor E
Lineage: Eukaryota; Fungi; Ascomycota; Leotiomycetes; Helotiales; Hyaloscyphaceae
Product: multicopper oxidase
Exons: 7
Coding region: 1-1545 (514 amino acids)
Biological process (GO): cellular response to iron ion starvation; reductive iron assimilation
Cellular component (GO): high-affinity iron permease complex
Molecular function (GO): ferroxidase activity; copper ion binding
Source: RefSeq, a predicted model, not a curated record